This is a messenger RNA of Trichobilharzia regenti, 3302 nucleotides long. The record is from the annotation of a GenBank genome assembly. Lineage: Eukaryota; Metazoa; Platyhelminthes; Trematoda; Strigeidida; Schistosomatidae.
UGCAGCUAGACGAACGCAGAGUAGUAGAGCAAACUUGAUUCAUUUAACAAUUCAUGUAUUCGACUUCCAGAGUGUUUCGACUAUUGGCGUCACGGCGCGUAUAUGAGAUUGAUGGAAAAAACUGGAUCAUCUCAAACAGACAAAAAACAUGUUGCAGAUACACCGGAAGUGUCAGAUGAAACUGAAGAGGGUGAGGUCGACGAUUGUUCUGAUCAGGAGGAAAAUGUAUCAGGUACGAAACUGAAAUGGGUUGAAAUUGCUUAAAGAUCCUCCAAGUGACUGUAACGUUUCAAAUUCGAACGACCACCACUCUUCGAACCCUCAAAUCAAAAAUGUUUCUAAACUGUCCAGUGUAGAUGUCCCCAAGCUACACAAAAAUGACUCUUCACAGUCAACUCUCAGUACAGUUAUUCCAUCAAAGCCAACAUAUGAAAGUCCUAGCAAUUUCAAAGAGAACAUAAACCAUAUACAACAUACACCUAAUGAAAAGCAAAUUACUUCUAAUCACACAAAACAUUUCAGUAAGCAUCGGCAUUUAUUGAUUUCGUUUUAGCUCCACGAACGUCGGAGGAAGUUGAACCACUGCAUAUUCCAGCGUCUGCUUCACCAUCAAACAAUCCUCUUGAAGGUCUGAAAAAUUUGGAAAAGGUACAACUUCAAAUGCAACUAGCACUAACUAAAAUUCAGAAAAGUGACAACAACACUAUUCCGUAUCUACCGUUCUCUCCGCCAGUGCAAACUGUUACCUCAAGUGUUCCAUCCACUCUAGUAACGUCAGAAUCUAAUAACUGCUUCAAUUCAUAUACAUCUUGGCAAGCAGCUGUUCCUUCCUCAACAUCUUUUGGUUCUCAGCAUGAAAUUAUUAAUGUGCAUGCGAUGUAUCAACAGGCUUUGCAGCUCUGUCAGCGUGUUUCUGCUACUAUUGGGUCCACCCAAAAUGUCAACAUCCAGGCACCACCGUUUGGCGUUCCUGUUGUUCCUUCCUCUUCAAAGGUAUCUUCCCAACUUUUCCCAAAUAUUCAAACUUCUGUUUGUGUUCCUGACCGUUCAACAAAUCUCUCAUCAUCCACACUAACUCCACUGCAGAAAUCCCCCCAGGACAUUGACCAAAGUUCCUGUCCAGCUACAAUGAUUUCUAAUCAAACACAUCUACCUGAUAUGCAAGUUGCUUAUUCAUUGGCUUACUCUGCUGCCUAUCAGGAGACUAUAAAAUACAUGUCUUCCAGUGUUGGUGGCAGUUUGGUACCUAAUACUCCGGAGUACGCAUCGCAUUGGCAUCGUUCUUUUAAUUACUAUUUGAAUUACUACUUACAGGCUCAUAACUUUACUUCGGAGUUAACUAAUGGUCAACAAGCAGUCGAUUUCCCUCUCACUGGCAUUCCAAAACGUCCUCUUAAUGAUGAAUCAUCUUCUAUCAUCCAAGAUGCUACAAAUAAUCAUGACUUCAAGCGCUCACGUCUUUCACCUGGUGGUGAUGCAUUCACUAGCAUUCCAUCAAACUCUAUUGAGCAUUCCUAUAUUCAGAAUAAAUCCCCUGGAACUAGCGAUGGUGGAGAUGAUAACGGCUCGAAACGUGAUUUAUCCUCAUCAAGAUGUGUGUGGAUCAGCAAUGUUCCUCAAGGCGUUCGAGCAUUAGAUGUCAAAGAAAUGUGUUCACCUUAUGGGAAGGUUCAAAGCAUAAAAAUUGUCAAGAGUAAAAAAAGUCGAUCGCCGUCUAUUUUCGCUUAUCUAAUCAUGGAAACUUCAGAAGCUGCAGUCCGUCUUGUACAAGGUUUACAGGGGGUGAAGUAUUUUCAGAAUGAAUUGAAAGUCAAGCAGAUUAAUGCAAUUCGUUUCCCCUAACCAGAACUGCUGACUGCGAGAUUCUUCUAAAUUGUUAAGUAUUUUUUAUCUAAAUUUGUUCAAUGAAUUUAUUACUUUUGUAUUAUUGUUUGUACACAUUUUAUUUCCUCGAUGCAUUUAUUUGAUUUUCAGGUAAUGCUGUGUAUUUUCUUAGUGAUUUUUAAAAAACGUGUGUGAAAAUGUCUACUUUUUUCGUUUGUUUUCUUUGAAUCUUCUCAACACCUUCAAAUUUUAAGAAUUAUAUCUAUGUAUAAUAUCCAUCAUGUGAUAUUCCCGUUGCCUGUGUAUACGUAGAGACAAUCAAAUUUGAGUUUGGUUAAUCAGUUGCCAGGUUUUUAUUUUGUAUUUAUUUGGAAGCAGUCAAUGGAGGCUGUUUCUUGCUGCAUCUGUACAUGUAUAUUACCUUGUUAAGACAAUUUGUGUAAAUUACUUAAAUAUCUUUCUUCUUCACAUUUUCUUUUGGAUUAUUCCUUUCACUUAGUUACUUUCAAUGCAAUCAACCAGUUCACUGAAUUUUCUUGUUGUUAUCACCACCAGUCACAAUAAGCAACAAGGAGGAACUAGAGGAGACAAGAAUAAUAAUAAUACUAAUUUAUUCGAAGAGGAUAGAUGGGAUUGACUCAGUGGGACCUCUAUUAUCGAGUCUUUAGGCCUAUAUUCCUUAUAAGUAAACUAGUGAUAUUGGUACUCACUUUUUAUGCAGGAUCGGUAGCUGUGAUAUCUCUGUACACGUUACAAACGAACUUUGGAUACAUAAUGGAAUUGCAAAAGACACUAGUAAUAGUUGAAUAGCGCAUUCAUCAUAAAGAGAAUGUCAGUUAAGGGACGGAUUGCAAGAAGGUAAUUAUGGUAUCACUAGAAUUACCCAAGUGACCGUUUUCGAUUUAAGAGAACUCACCGCUGCAACUUGAUAUUGUCUUUUUCUCGGAUUCUCGAGCCCAUGUACCCUCCGGGUUUGCAACCAGUUUUCUUCGGUUCCCCUAGCUAGGCCAGCACGUUACACUCACCCUAUUUUGGGGGAAUACUCACAUGGCAUGAAGGCGGUGAGAAGGAGUUACCACGCAGAUAGUGUGAACUAGCGGCCACAUGAUUGCAUUGCGUGUUUCUUCCUAGCCUUCAGAAAUAUAUUUAGGGUAAUAAAUGUCUCUGUAAACGACGAACAUUUUUCACGGUAACAAGAUACAAUUCGUUGUUAUAUUGAAAGCCAAAUAUGGGACAGAUGAAUUUUCACGUGGAAUAAUACAGUGGUUGUAAAAUCAUAUUAGUUCCGUGUUGUAUGGUGACAUGGUAAGGAGUACUCGGAUGAUAACAAGUGUGAUGGACUAAAUUCAAUCCCAUAAUGGAUGGCGACAAUCGAACAUAACUUAUGCAGUAUGAAGCGUUAUGUAGUUGAAGACUAGGCAGAAAUUUGGUGAGUACAACUGUAGUGCGUCAGUGACACAGCGGUUAAGACGCUCGUC